CUUUGGGCAGCCACGCUUGACUCGAGCGUCGUGGAUGUUCGCGGCCGCCCUCACGGCCCUCGCCAGCAGCUCGGCGUCGGGCAGCAGCCUGCCGCCCGUCGCGCGACGCCAGUCCUCGCGCCACUCUCGCAGCGCGGUCGCGAUCCCCGGCCAGAGACGGCUCUCGCAGCUCUCGCGGCUCCGCGGUGGCGCUGAGGACAAGGUGGACGGGCACUGCAUCGGGAUAGACCUGGGGACGACGUACAGCUGCGUCGGCGUGUGGCAGAACGGCCGCGUCGAGAUCAUCGCCAACGACCAGGGCCACCGCAUCACUCCGUCGUACGUCGCGUGGACGGACGACGACCAGAGGCUGAUCGGCGACGCGGCCAAGAACCAGGCGGCGUCCAACCCGCGCAACACCGUCUUCGACGCGAAGCGGCUCAUCGGGCGCAAGUUCGACGAGCCCGCGGUGCAGGCCGAUAUGGCGCACUGGCCCUUUUCGGUCGUGGACAAGGGAGGCAAGCCCGCGAUCCGCGUCGGCGCGAGGGGCGACAAGGAGAUGAUGCCAGAGGAGAUCUCGGCGAUGGUGCUGUCCAAGAUGAAGCAGGUGGCGGAGGACUACCUCGGCGAGAAGGUCAAGUACGCGGUGGUGACGGUCCCCGCCUACUUCAACGACGCGCAGCGCCAGGCGACCAAGGACGCAGGAACCAUCGCCGGCCUCAAGGUGCUCCGCGUCAUCAACGAGCCGACCGCCGCCGCGAUCGCAUACGGCCUCGACAAGGCCAGAGGGGGAAAGGGCGAGCAGAACAUCUUGGUGUACGACCUGGGCGGAGGCACCUUCGACGUGACAAUGCUCUCCAUCGAGGAUGGCGUCUUUGAGGUCAAGGCGACGGCCGGCGACACGCACCUCGGCGGCGAAGACUUUGACCAACGCAUGAUGGCGCACUUUUGCAAGGCACUUUUGGCCGCGCGAGCAGAGGCCGUCCGCAGGCCGCCCGUCGCCCCGAGUGGCUGGAUCCCCCCCUCGCAGGUCUUCGAGCGCAAGAGCAAGCUCGACAUCUCUGCCGACCCACGCGCGAUGCAGCGGCUGCGGCGCGCGUGCGAGAACGCCAAGCGCACGCUGUCGACCGCGACGUCCGCGACGGUCGAGCUGGAGGCGCUCAAGGACGGCGUCGACCUGCGCGAGACAAUCUCGCGCGCGCGGUUCGAGGAGCUCUGCCUGGACUUGUUCAAAAAGACCAUGGCGCCGGUGACGCAGGUCCUCAAGGAUGCCAAGAAGAGCAAGGCGGAGAUCGAGGAGGUGCAGCAGCUGCUUACCGAGUACUUCAACGGCAAGGAGCCGAACAAGGGCAUCAACCCUGACGAGUCCGUGGCGUACGGCGCCGCGGUGCAAGGAGGGGUCCUCUCGGGCAAGGCGUCCGAGGACACAAAGGACCUGCUGCUGCUCGACGUGGCGCCGCUCUCGCUCGGCAUCGAGGCGAGCUCUCCCUCCCGAGCUCACCCGAGAUUAUACCCGAGAUUAUACUCGAGACUAUACCCGAGAGUGCGAAAGUCGCAGACCUUCUCGACGUACGCGGACAACCAGCCCGGCGUCUCGAUCCAAGUCUACGAGGGCGAGCGCCGCUUCACCAAGGACAACAAUAUCCUGGGCAAGUUUGACCUGAACGCGAUCCCGCCGAUGCCGCGAGGCAUGCCGCAGAUCGAGGUGACCUUCAACGUCGACGCGAAUGGUAUCCUCACCGUCUCGGCGCUCGAAAAGUCGAGCGGCAAGAAGCAGGACAUCACCAUCCGCGCCGAGAAGGGCCGCCUCUCCGACGAGGAGAUCGAGCGCAUGGUGAAGGAGGAGGAAGAGAACCGCGAGGCGGACGCCGCGUACGCCGCCAAGGUGGAGGCGCGCAACUCGUUCGAGACGUACGCGUACUCGCUGCGCAACACCUUCUCGGACGAGGCGACCAAGGCGAAGCUGCCCGAGUCGGAGGUGCAGAAGGCGACGGAGGCGAUCGACGCAGCGCUCGCCUGGCUCGAGGAGAACCAGUCCGCCGAGAAGGACGAGUACGAGGAGAAGCAAAAGGAGCUGCAAAACACAGUGCUGCCCAUUCUGCAGGCCGCCUCGGGCGGCGGCGACGCCGACGCCCCUGGCGGCGAUGCGAGUGGCGAGCCCACCGUCGAGGAGGUGGACUGAGAGACGGCUGGUGCGGGCGGGGAGCGAGGCAAUGAGCAGCUAUUCGAUCGCUCGCUCUCUCUCCGCGCCGGGGGCGCCCCCGGCGCCCCCCCCGUACGCAGAUUAUAGCGAGAUAGAGGAGUCUGAGUACUGAGAGAGCAACGAGGAGAAUUACGAUUCCGCCCC
Emiliania huxleyi CCMP1516 is the source of this 2326-nucleotide messenger RNA. RefSeq lists its product as hypothetical. Gene Ontology annotation, biological process: protein refolding; cellular response to unfolded protein. The coding region runs from base 35 to 2161 and encodes 708 amino acids. Lineage: Eukaryota; Haptophyta; Isochrysidales; Noelaerhabdaceae. The transcript has 11 exons. Gene Ontology annotation, molecular function: ATP-dependent protein folding chaperone; misfolded protein binding; heat shock protein binding. The record is from RefSeq and is a predicted model, not a curated record. Gene Ontology annotation, cellular component: cytoplasm.